ACUUCUUUCGCCUUCGUCUUCCAAGGGACCGGGUCUGCAUAACAUGAAAGUGACAGCACUAGCGUCCUAAGAUGAUCCUUGGAUGUUCUCCAUGAGCACGGCUGAUCGAAUGCGAUUCUAUAGACUUAUCAUCGGGAUGUCCAACUUCGGUCUUCCCUACGUCGGUUUCUGUGCCACCCUACAACACAUUAUCUCUAACCGGUAGUCCCUUCGACUUUGCAGUACAAUCACUGAACUCUGAAGCUGGGAGAAACGGUCGACGAACGACAUGAGCUUCGAAGGCAUCCAUUACACCGACUCUGUCGGUGACAGCCAUUGCAGUCUGUCAACGGGGAAUGGGCAGUGAAACACCGGAGGGAACCCUUUUACUGACUUGCACCCGCUGAAUUAGCAUCGGUCUGGCUCUUGCUACGAAGUAUAUAAGCAUCGCCUGGACCGCUGGAGUAGACCAGUGCCCCGCCAGUCAUCACUACAGUACUCCAAGUCAAUCUCAAUUGUCGUCAUGAAGUUCACUCUGGCUGCCGCCUUCAUCUCCACCAUCUUCCUCAGUGCCACCGCUCUUCCUGAGCCCGAGGCGGCCCGUCUCCAGCGUCGCACCUGUAACUACCCUACCGUUCCUCUCCUCCGAGCCUGGCAACCUGUGGUCGCGGAUCACUUCUAUACCACGGACGCCACUGAGAUGAACAACGCGGUGGCCCUCCUGGGCUACGACCGAGAGGGUAACGCGGCGACGGUUCAUCCCGAGCAGACCCCGAUCACGAUCCCGCUCUACCGCGUCUACAACCCCGUUAUUUUCGACCACUUCUACACCACCUCGGCCAGCGAACGCGACAACGCCGUCCAGGCCCUUGGGUACUCUGAUGAGGGCAUCGCCGCUUACGUGUACGAGACACAGCUGUGCGGUACCGUGCCUCUGUACAGGAUGUUCAACGCCGUCGCCACGGACCACUUUUACACGACCGACGCGGCUGAGAAGGACAAUGCCGUCAACGGAGGAUACACUUACGAGGGUAUUGCGGCCUAUGUGAACCCUCAGCCCUGAUUCUCUUUCUUUCCUUCUUGACUAGCGACAAUAUGUGCCGCAACAAACGGUUAGGCUGCACGGAGGGUGUCGAGGUGUUGCUGUGUUGCUUGUAACUCAGAUUUGAGACCACCACUCCUUUGGUUGCUUCUUAUUCUACACCUGCGUAAUC
This is a messenger RNA of Dichomitus squalens LYAD-421 SS1, 1193 nucleotides long. RefSeq lists its product as uncharacterized. Bases 503 to 1042 code for a protein of 179 amino acids. The record is from RefSeq and is a predicted model, not a curated record. The transcript has 4 exons. Lineage: Eukaryota; Fungi; Basidiomycota; Agaricomycetes; Polyporales; Polyporaceae.